AUGAAGACCUCGCUGGUGCUGACGAAGGAACAGAGCUUCGCCGCGGCCGCGGUGAAGGCGGUGAAGGCGAUUGUGGACGGUAGGCCGUGGAGGGGCGAGUGCGAUGGCAGAGGGCUUCGUGUCGAUUCUGUACAGCGACAAGCAGCUGAACUACGCGGUGGACGACAUCUUCAUCUCCUACGUGGGGAACAAGGACAGCGUGUUCGCGAUCAGCGACUGCAACGAGGAAGUGACCUGCACGCGCGUCAUCAACUCGCUGGGAGUGGACGGUCUGCACACCUGCCUCACUGCCUGCGUGGACUACAAGGGCCGUCGCUACCUCGCGCAGUCGUCCAUUCCGGGCAUCACCAACAUGGCCCCCACCAGCAUGAUUCUCUGGGGAUCGCUGGACAACGGCUCCACCAUCUACGCCGACGCGCGCGUGAAGCCCACCGUGGAGAAGCUGGCGGAGAAGCUGCACUGGGCGCACUCGACGGUGACGCCCACCGCCAAGACGGAGACGAUCGAGACUCCCAAGAUGGUCAUUCCGGAGGCCGACGCCUCGUCGGACGUGCACGACAAGCCGGAGGAGACGCUCGACUUCCUGGGUCCCGUGGAGGGCCGCAUCGUGCGUGGCGGCGACAACGUUCUCUACGCGGUGGACUAUCUCCACAUCGCCCCGGUGGACGCGCACUGGACCGAGGCGCACGCGUCGAUGUUCCCCAGCACGAAGAAGGAGGUCUUCCGCCAUCGCCAGGCCAUCGUGGUGCAGUGGCUGGUCCGCAAGCAGGCGCUGGAGGCCCAGCUGGCCGCGUUGAAGGAGGCGAUGGCCAAGGGCGAGACGGUGGAAGGCGUGGAGGCCUCGCGCGUGGAGGAGGUGGAGAAGGAGCGUAUUGUUCGAGCAGAGUUGUGAGUGUAGUGUCCCAGACGCCCUCCGCCUUCGAUCCCAACGCGUUCACUCCGUUCUGCAAGCCCGGCUGCGCGACCGAGGAGGACGUGCGCUCGCUGUCGGUGCUGCUGACCGAGUCCUUGCUGCCCAAGCUGAAGGCCGCGAUGCUGGAGAACGUGCAGAGCUACACGGAGACGUCCAACCUGGUGACCGAUCUGCACGGCGCGGCGGUCAAUGCUCGCUAUCUUGGAGAGCUGGCCGCUAGCUGCGCGAGCAACGAGGCCUCCGAGAAGGAGACGGAGCUGCGCGAGCUGUGCGAGGAGGAAAUGGUGGCUCGCUCGGUGAAGCACGUGCUGCGCGAUCUGAUGAGCAACGAGGUGCUGAGCGGCGCGGCGGCCUUCGUGACGGUGGUGGUGCUGAACAGCCUGCUGAACCAGCAGCGCAAGAAGGAGAUCCUGGUCGGCGGAAAGGACAAGAAGAACCGCAAGGUGCCUUCGCUGGUGGCGCAGAAUCUGAUCCGUCUGGGCCUGACGGUGCGUUUCUGGAGGGCGGGUGAGAGAUAGGCGAACGCGGUGUGGCUGCGCAUCGAGGAGGACGUGAAGCGCCACUUCCACUACACGCUGGGUCUGUGGGGCAAGCAGACGAUGACGGUAGGGAGCCGGGGAGGCUGCUGACGGGCAGGAGACGCAGCGAUUCCGCCUGCUGCGCCGCGUGUGCACGGAGAACGGCAUCCAGCUGGAGGCCACGCAGUACGACCUGAGCGACGACUACGUGCUGCGCGUGGAGAACAUCAUGGAGUUCGUGCCGCGCGUGAAGUUCGCGAUGACGCCCUCGAUCGACGAGACGGUAGGCCCGCUGCCGUCGCCUGAGGGGUGUAGUGCGCGGAGGUGUACCAGACCGCGCUGCUCCAGAUCAGCGAGGGCAACUUCGCGGUGGCGUACGAGCUGGCGAAGCAGUGCUUCCUGCAGCUCAUCUCGGCGCACUCGCAGCUGCACCCGCAGAUGAUCGCGCUGCUGGACCUUAUGGCCACCGUGCUGACCUCGGUCAACGACCUGCAGAGCGCGCUCCCGAUCGCGCGCGCCUCGCUGUACUGCAGCGACGUGAUCUACGGCAAGGACUCGAUCGAGAGCGCCAAGCGCCACACGCAGCUGGCCUCGCUGCUGUACCGCUGCAACUGCCCGUGCGAAGCCCUGCUGCACAACCAGCUGGCGCUGUGCACCUACCAGUCCCUGUACGGCCCGGACUGCGAGGAGGGCAAGCAGAUCCAUCUCAACCUGGGCAUGUGCUACAUGC
Messenger RNA from Blastocystis hominis, 2161 nucleotides. RefSeq lists its product as hypothetical. Lineage: Eukaryota; Bigyra; Opalinata; Blastocystidae. Bases 1 to 1431 code for a protein of 476 amino acids. The transcript is spliced from 2 exons. Gene Ontology annotation, biological process: organelle organization. The record is from RefSeq and is a predicted model, not a curated record.